AGUCGGAAACAGUGUGACAUUCAAAUACAGACAUUAUGAGGAUAAAAACAUGUCCAAAAAAGACAUAAAGAGAUAAAUCACUGUAGAUAUUACAAUAAAAUGAGCAGCAUUAAUAAGUCUGGUAGUGUGGUGUUUUUUUGAAAUGAAGUAAUAAUAAUUAUAAUAAUAAUAAUAAUAAUAGGAUAAUGACGACAAACAAGAGGAAGUUAUUGUCAAAGACUAAUGUAUGUGAAACGGUAAAGAAGCGACUCCAGCUGCAAACAGAUGUUGGAGACAGAGACCACCAGGGCAGGGAUCAGGAUCCGACCUGCAGUCAGUAUUUUCCCAGUAAAGCUGAUACUGGAAUUAGAUUGAGAUUUGACUUCUUUAACCAGCCAUGUGUUGAUUUGGCCAAAGCCCUUUUGGGUAAGGUGCUGGUGCGCAGGCAUUCUGACGGCACAGAGCUGAGGGGCAGGGUGGUGGAGACGGAGGCUUACUUGGGCGGCGAUGACGAGGCAUCACACUCGGCUGGUGGCAAGCGCACAGAAAGAAACACAGCCAUGUUCAUGAAGCCUGGCACCAUAUAUGUCUACUCUAUUUAUGGCAUCUAUCUCUGCAUGAACAUCUCCAGCCAGGGGGAAGGAGCAGCCGUGCUGUUACGUUCCCUGGAGCCCCUCGAGGGUCAUGAUGCCAUGAGGAGGCUUCGGGCAUCCAAGCGUAAAGAAGGCGCCAAGACAGUGAAGGACAAAGAAUUAUGUAAUGGUCCGUCUAAGCUGUGCCAGGCCCUAGACAUCCAGCGCUGCUUUGAUCGAAGGGACCUGGCAUCAGAUGCAGAUGUGUGGCUGGAGAUGGACACAGAAUGGGCUACGUCUAGAGAAAGAGACGUGGUUUCAGCCUCUCGGAUUGGAAUCGAUUCACAUGGAGAAUGGGCCACUAAACCGCUCCGCUUUUACCUGCGAGGUCACCGUUGUGUCAGUGUGGUGGACAAAGCGGCUGAGAGCAUGCAAUAAGGAGUUCAUGAGUCCAGUGACGCUAAGAUUGAAGGAUGGAUUACCACGUGUUGUUAGGAUGUAUUACAAAAUGUGUUGUGUUGCCAUGACAGGAGCAGUCCAGAAGCAUUAGCACAUGUGGAAGCCAAAGAGAUGAAGUGUUUUUGUAAUAAAUCUCUAGGCCAAGGAA
Silurus meridionalis is the source of this 1158-nucleotide messenger RNA. RefSeq names its product N-methylpurine DNA glycosylase (gene mpg). Bases 186 to 989 code for a protein of 267 amino acids. NCBI's taxonomy places the organism in Eukaryota, Metazoa, Chordata, Actinopteri, Siluriformes, Siluridae. The transcript is spliced from 3 exons. The record is from RefSeq and is a predicted model, not a curated record. Gene Ontology annotation, biological process: base-excision repair. Gene Ontology annotation, molecular function: alkylbase DNA N-glycosylase activity; DNA binding.